This is a messenger RNA of Phytophthora sojae, 432 nucleotides long. RefSeq lists its product as hypothetical. The transcript has a single exon. The coding region runs from base 1 to 432 and encodes 143 amino acids. The record is from RefSeq and is a predicted model, not a curated record. NCBI's taxonomy places the organism in Eukaryota, Oomycota, Peronosporomycetes, Peronosporales, Peronosporaceae.
AUGGCGCACAAGCGCCCGCAAGGAAGACCGAAUCUUGGCGGGAUCGGCCGUCAUGUACAGCAGUACCAGCUGACAGGGGAAACUGUCGAGAAAAAGCUCGCAGUUGUCGCUCAUUACAAGCAGUGUAAGGCUAUCAAGACGACUAUCAAGCACUAUUAUCCUAACCUUAGUAGCAGAUCCUACAACAGCAAGCGCACUACGAUUCUGCGGUGGGCUCGGGAGAUCAAGCGUCUUAACGCCGCUGCGGCUGAAGGCAAGGGCACCCACAAGAAAGUGCGCAGCGUCGGUACGGCAACCGUGUUGUCGGCUGAGAGCGAGGCCUACUUGGCUCAAUGGGUAAACGAGCUGCGAGAUUCUACCAAGAUGCUGCAGGAUAAGGCUCUAGAUGUAGCCGAGGAGGCUGAAGUACUCGGUUUUGCAACUGGGUGCUGA